Penicillium antarcticum is the source of this 726-nucleotide messenger RNA. RefSeq lists its product as uncharacterized. NCBI's taxonomy places the organism in Eukaryota, Fungi, Ascomycota, Eurotiomycetes, Eurotiales, Aspergillaceae. The transcript has 3 exons. Bases 1 to 726 code for a protein of 241 amino acids. The record is from RefSeq and is a predicted model, not a curated record.
AUGUUGACGACUUAUGUUCUUUGCAAUCCUGACGGCGCAAUUGAUGGAUUCUUCAACUCGAACACUACUCAAUGCGAUGAAUUGGCCAUUUCUCGCGCUGGUGGUGUGUCCACUGCUUUGCAGAUGCAAGGAGUGUGCAGUUAUACUGUGACAGCGGGGCCCAACGAGUCCAAGCUCUUCCAGUUCCGAGGUGAGAACUCUAUCAUUGAUAUGGGUAACAUUACCCUUGCCAAAGGAAUUCAUCCCGAAUUUGUGGCUAGCUGCACCAUGGGCGAUUCGCGGCCAUUCUAUAUCUACAAGAUGGAGCAUCUUCCUGGGACUGCGCGCAUAAUGGCACGAGUUCCUCGAUCUGUCCCGACGUCAUGGAACAACGAUCUACGGCCAUGCUCAGAUGAAACCGCGACCUUGCUUAUGGAGUUCCAAUCAAAUUAUGACCUUCUUGCUCGAAAGCUGCCGUAUCGCUUUGCACCAAACCUGGAAAGGGUCCGCAAGGAGCUCCCGUCACUCAUCUCAAAAGCCUUCCCUUUUGUCCUUAGCCACGGUGACGUCAAUCCGAAAACCGGAAAUAUCACAGGGAUUAUCGACUGGGCUGAAUCAAGGAUUCUGCCAUUCGGAUUCGCGCUAUAUGGGCUCGAGAAUCUUUUGGGCCGGACGGAUUCAGAAGUGUGGCACUACUACGAUCGCUACUGCGCACUCGAGAGCCUAUUCUGGCAAACCUUUCGAUAG